Molecule: messenger RNA, 735 nt
Organism: Coprinopsis cinerea okayama7#130
Lineage: Eukaryota; Fungi; Basidiomycota; Agaricomycetes; Agaricales; Psathyrellaceae
Exons: 3
Coding region: 1-735 (244 amino acids)
Source: RefSeq, a predicted model, not a curated record
AUGAGCGUCCUCGUCCUUGCACCAGCGCGGUGGGCAAGGUUGAGGGAGGUGCAGGGCAGGCGAGAUGAUGGUAUUGCAAACAGCAAUCACCCAUGGGACCAUCGAUGGUCACGCCCGCCACCGUCUAGUCUGUCGUCGUCGUCGUUGCUCAUUGCUCGACGCGUUGGUGACUCGAGGGAGUUUGUCUCCCAUCAUCCCCGGGACUUGGCGGAUGUCAUAUGUUCUGGCUGGUACUCCCACGCCGCUCUCCUCGCUUCCGCGCUCGAUCACCGAUUCCUUUUCACCAUCAUCCGAGAUUCCGAAGCCUACGCGUCUGGGUGCUGGCGUACUGCGGAGGCGGAGCAACAAACGGGGACACCGGUGCUCACUACCUUGACCUCGCAACUCUGGGAGAACUCGUACGUACUCGACAACUAUCCUUACUCUCUCCGUGCGUUCAUCGGCAAGACCGACACCCUUCCGUACGACCAUCACCUCUUAACGGCGCUCGUGGCACCCAGGCCGUUGGUCGUUCUCGAAACGAGCAAAAGCUUCUGGCUCGGCCAGUCGUCUGCACUAAUGAAACCGACGGGACUUGUUCCGUCUGGCUUACGGAGAACCAACAUGCGACCGUUUUAUGAGAAGUAUUUCUAUGGCAGGGAUGUGAAGACUGGGCGGUUUGAGACAGAGUUGGAGGUCAUCACGUUGGAUGAGGAGGAUUGGAUUCAGUGGGAGACUCCGGUUCUUGUGGAUUGA